Molecule: messenger RNA, 1815 nt
Organism: Blumeria graminis f. sp. triticale
Lineage: Eukaryota; Fungi; Ascomycota; Leotiomycetes; Helotiales; Erysiphaceae
Source: the annotation of a GenBank genome assembly
AUGCCGCUAAAAGAUCUUGAGGAACCACAAUUUGGGACAAACAUAGUUGAAUUUCCCUUCACGGCAAAACGGCAAAAAUUGGAUUCCUCCAAAAGUGUUUGUACAUCAGAUCCGGAGGUUUACGACUCGGAGAUCGCACCCUUGCUCGCAGAAAGUAGGUCAAGUGCGAUCCCGACCUAUGGUGUCUCGGAUUGCCGCCGACAGGAGGGACAUGAUGAAUAUGAGAGAAUUGUUUGGUUUAAAAAGCCUUCACCCUUUUGGCUUUUGCCUCCGUUUUUUAUUUUUUCACUAUCUUCAGGAGUAACCAUCGUCCCACACGUUAACUUAUUUGUGUCGUUAGUAUGCAGAAGUCAUUUCAUCCAAAAAUCUGCCGGCAAUCUCAACACUGCUUAUCUUGACACAUAUGAUAAUUAUAUGUGCCAAACUCCUGAGAUCCAGUCAACAGCCAUCAAAUUCUCUCUGUUAAUGACCAUUACAGCCGGAAUGUUUGGAGCUCUCAUGUCCCCAAAAUUGGGAGCCUGGUCUGAUCGUCAUGGUCGUCGGAAGCCUUUGAUAAUCAACUGUUUGGGUGCGACUAUUACAGAACUGCUCAUUAUUAUAAUAGCAACUUACCCCAUGUAUUUUGAUUAUCGCUGGUUGAUAAUUGCGGCAUUUAUUGAGGGGAUAACCGGAUCAUUUACCGCUGGCUUUGCCAUUACACGAGCAUACGCAACCGAUUGUACAGUUCCUACCAAGCGCGCCGUAGCACUUGGUUACUUCCAUGCCUCUCUAUUUUCUGGAAUCGCCCUCGGUCCACUCCUAUCUGCUUUCCUAGUCCGACAAACUCAGACUAUAAUCUCUGCUUCCUAUGCUGCCGCGGGGAUUCGUACAGCGUAUAUCUUGUUUGUUCUCUUUGCUGUUCCUGAAUCUCUAGUUGAGAAACGCCAGAUGGAAGCGCGUGAGCAGCAUUUGCUCCGAGCCAAAUUCGCGGAGUUAAAGAAUGAAGAAUCGUCUUGGUGGAAAGAUGCACUGAAAAACAUCAACUUUUUAAGUUCUUUACGAGUUCUCUAUCCCAAAGGGCCUGGAAGCUCAAACGCCCUGCGCACGAACCUAAUUCUUCUCUCUGCUAUUGAUACAAUACUUUAUGGAGUCACAUUGUGCGUGAUAACAGUUACGAUAUACUACUUAGGCUAUCGCUUUCAAUGGAAUACUUUUGAUUUAAGUAUAUUCACCUUUUCGAUCAACGUCUGCCGCGUCUCCGCUCUUAUUCUAAUUUUGCCGACACUUAAUUACCUCAUACACACUCGUCAUUCUAAUCAUCAACGUAGUCUCAUCGGACAAAGUUCACAACCCGACUCAGGUUGCACUACUUCCGAUCUUUGGAUAAUCAGGUGCAGCAUCUUGAUUGAGGCUAUCGGCUUUGUUGUGUAUGCCAUCACCAAAAAUAGCUCGUUGUUCGUCGCUGCGGGUAUAGUGGGAUCCUUAGGCGGUAUGGCAGCUCCGACAGUACAGAGCGCGUUGACAAGGCAUGUGUCUUCAGACCAAGUUGGCAAGCUGCUAGGCUCUGCUGGCCUAUUGCAUGGUUUGGCAAAAAUACUGUUUCCACUAUUACUCAAUCUUGCGUAUGCCGAAACUGUGGCCAAGCUUCCACAAGCUGUCUUUUAUGUUUUAAUAUGUUGCAAUGGAACGGCAAUUUUGCUUAGCCUGAAAAUUAAAACUAAUGUUCACGUUCCCAUUAUUUCUGAUGCAACAAAAGAAUGCUCGAUGCUGUUACCACGGAGUAAUAUACCUGAGGCUAAUAAUCCCAGGCGAUCAAGAUCGAGUACUCUGUUAUAA